Gadus morhua (Atlantic cod) is the source of this 2557-nucleotide messenger RNA. RefSeq names its product ATP-binding cassette, sub-family B (MDR/TAP), member 8 (gene abcb8). Gene Ontology annotation, biological process: oligopeptide export from mitochondrion. Gene Ontology annotation, molecular function: ATP hydrolysis activity; ATP binding; ABC-type oligopeptide transporter activity. The coding region runs from base 202 to 2328 and encodes 708 amino acids. The transcript has 16 exons. The record is from RefSeq and is a predicted model, not a curated record. Gene Ontology annotation, cellular component: mitochondrial inner membrane. NCBI's taxonomy places the organism in Eukaryota, Metazoa, Chordata, Actinopteri, Gadiformes, Gadidae.
AUGACACACAUAUUAGCAGUCAGUGGUCUCGCAAAAAAAAAAAGAUCUACAUGUUUUUUAUGCAAAAGUCCAGAGGAUCAAGGGUCGAGAAAUGCACUCUGGGUGACAGUCAACAUGGCAGCCCGCAUGUAGCUCCUUGGGACCUGUGGGGCUUAGCGAUUACCUUUCAUUGUAGAAGUACUACCCUUCACUUGGGGAAAUAUGCUUCACCUACUGUGUUACAGAACAACCACUGGUGCACCAGUCCGGUCGCUCUGCACGCGGUUCAAUAAAACCACAGAUUUAUGGAAAUCUCCACGAGCCUCGUUGUAUUCAUCACAUGUGCCACACAUGUGCAGGUCUUUGCGACAACCUGGCAAUGCCGUCAGUCGGAUUUGGGGUCUGACCCAAAGAGCUGUCCGCCAGGCAGCCCCCCGGACUUCCAAACCCCGGGGGGUGGCCCUUAAAUUUAUUCUGGGGCCAGCCUUCUGCACCAUAGCCGCACGGCUCGCCGGCCGAGUCGCUUACUGUGAAGCAGAUUUCAAUAACAACGUCCAUGCAGAGGUUUCAACUAAAGAUCCCGACCCCGAGUUCAAAUGGCAUAUUCUGUGGGAAUUUGUCAAGCCUCAGCUCUUUGCUCUCCUCGGUGCUGUUGUGCUUGCUUUCGGUGCUGCAAUCCUGAACAUUCAAAUCCCCUUGAUACUGGGAGAGUUGGUGAAUAUUGUGGCCCGCUACAUGAGAGAACACACUGGGAACUAUAUUCAGGAGAUCAGAGGUCCCGCCCUCAAGUUGCUUGGACUCUAUGGUAUUCAAGGUCUUCUCACCACCGGCUACAUCAUUCUGCUGUCCAGGGUGGGGGAGAGGGUGGCCUCAGACAUGAGGAAGACCCUCUUCGCUGCUUUAUUACGACAGGACGUGGCGUUCUUUGAUGCCAAUAAAACUGGGCAGCUCGUGAACCGCCUGACUUCCGACAUUCAGGAGUUCAAGUCCUCUUUUAAACUGGUCAUCUCUCAGGGUCUGCGGAGUCUGACCCAGACAGUUGGGUGCUUUGUUUCCCUCUACAUCAUUUCACCUAAACUCACCGGCCUGACCGUGGUUGUUCUGCCCUGUCUAGUGGGCGGCGGGGCUCUGAUUGGCUCAUUCCUCCGCAAGUUGUCUCGAUUGGCUCAAGAGCAGGUAUCCAGGGCGACGGGUGUUGCCGACGAGGCGCUGGGAAACGUGCGGACGGUUAAAGCCUUCGCCAUGGAGGAAAGGGAGCUGCAGUUAUAUGCCUAUGAAGUGGAGAAGUCCUGUGAAAUGAAUGAGAGUCUGGGCAACGGAAUCGCUGUGUUCCAAGGCCUGUCAAACGUUGCUCUGAACUGCAUUGUCCUUGGGACGAUUUUCGCUGGAGGAUCUCUAUUGGCCGGUGAUGAAAUGUCCCCAGGCGACCUCAUGUCCUUCCUGGUGGCUUCUCAAACCGUCCAAAGGUCUCUGGCAAGCAUCUCUAUCUUAUUCGGGCAGGUGGUGAGGGGUCUGAGUUCUGGGGCCAGGGUGUUUGAGUACAUGACCCUGGAGCCCUCCAUUCAGGUCCUGGGAGGCGGACGCAUCCCUUCCACUUCCCUGACCGGGAGGAUCGAUUUCAUGGACAUCUCAUUCACUUAUCCAACCAGACCAGGCCAUCAGAUCUUAAAGGGUUUCAACCUGACACUGCCCCCCGCGAAAACAGUUGCCAUCGUCGGUGAAUCUGGAGGAGGAAAGUCCACUGUGGCAGCUCUGCUGGAGCGAUUCUACGACCCAGAUAAUGGCGUCAUCAUGCUGGAUGGACUAGACAUCCAAACGCUCGACCUGUCCUGGCUCAGGGGACAGGUUAUCGGAUUUAUCAAUCAAGAGCCCGUGCUGUUCGGCUCCUCUGUCAUGGAGAACAUCCGCUUUGGCAAGCCUGAGGCUACAGAUGCUGAGGUCAUCAGUGCUGCCAAGCAAGCCAAUGCCCACCGUUUCAUCACUAGCUUCCCAGACGGCUACGGCACCGUGGUCGGGGAGCGCGGUGUGACCCUGUCGGGUGGACAGAAGCAACGGAUCGCCAUUGCCCGAGCGUUGAUCAAGAACCCCACCGUCCUGGUGCUGGACGAGGCCACCAGCGCCCUGGACGCCGAGUCAGAGCGGGUGGUGCAGGAGGCUCUGGACCGGGCCACUAAAGGGCGCACGGUGCUGAUCAUCGCCCACCGCCUCAGCACCAUCCAGGGGGCGGACCUGAUCUGCGUCAUGAGCAACGGCCGCAUUGUGGAGGCUGGGACCCAUCUGGAGCUGAUCGGCAGAGGUGGACCUUAUUCGGAUCUGAUUCGGAGGCAAAGAGCUGAAGCAAAGAAAUGAGCGAUUUAACAAGUGUUUACGAUUAAGUGUACCAUCACAAAUGGCAUGUCAAUUAUGAUGAAAGUCUCUUGACUACUGGGAUCAGGUUAUAUGUACAUGUAAAGUGUACAUAUUUGGACCAAUCAUUAUAUUAGUAUGAUAGUGGUCUCUGGACAUAGGGUUUUACUGCCAUGGAUUAUUUGCCUGUAGCAUAAUUGUACAGAAUUUAAUUAAAUGGAAUACCUCAGUG